AUGCGAAGAGCCAAAGCAAAGGGGCGGAGUCUGGAAGAAAAAAACAAUAAAUUUGGGAGAAAAGGAGGAGAGAUGUAAAUAAAAUAAAAAUACAAAUAUUAAAAUGAAAUGAUAUUUCGAAAUGACGUGUUUCCUAUUAUUUCUAGGUCACGUUUUUUCACGCGCAAAAAAAAUAAUCAACGAAAAAACAGUUCAUAUAAGUGCAUCUCUACUUUGAGGUAAAUUGAGACAACCCAAGACGAGAGAGUGUGGAAAUCGAGGAGAAAUUAGAGAAUAAACAAUAGCUCAGAGAAAUAGUAUGGUUACCUGUUGAGACACAGACACACACCAUCAAUUUUUAUUGAUUGCGUUUUUCUUGUUUUCUUCUUGAUUUUUUUCGAAUAAAAUGAAUUUCCGCGUCUUGUGAAUUGAAGACACGUGAGACGUCCUCCCAUGUGGUCUAGUGGUUAGGAUUCGUGGUUUUCACCCACGCGGCCCGGGUUCGAUUCCCGGCAUGGGAAGCUUAUUUUUUUCUCUUUUUUUACAAAUUAAUUUUGAUUUUUUUGUAGAAUGGAAUUCGAAACAUUGAUAAAUCCACCUCAAGCAGUAUUUGAACAAAUUGUUCGUUGGACAGGAGAAACUGAAGAUUGGGGAUUUCAAUUGGACGACUAUCAGUUUUGGUCAACAAGUUUCGACAAAUUCUGGUUGUUUACAGUGGUCGAAAAAGGUUAGUUGUCUUCCUUAUUUGGUCAAUCAAAUGACCCUUAUCCAAACACUCGGAAAGGACAAUACACAAAAAAAUGAAGAAAAUACUUGAAAAAAAUAUAGAUCAAAUGACAGGUGAGAUUUUAACAACAAAGAAACGAAAUGAUGCAGAUGAAAUCACCUGUAAUUCCAUGAAUUUUCAAGUUAUGAAAGAAUUUUUAUUUUGAUCUCAAAUAAAAAUAGAAAAAAUAAAGUAUUCGAAAUCAGAAAAUCAGAAAAAAACUUUCUCAGGGACUACAAAUCUCGUUGCUUCCCUUUCUUUGGCCCGUUGGGAUGUGCCAAACGACACUCCACUUUAUUCCAUCGGAUUAUUCUAUUGUCUUCAAAAAUACCGUGGACAAUCUCACGGAAAAGUUCUUUUUCAAAAAGUUAUGGAUAUUGUAGGAAAUGAGAAUGCAACUUUAACUGGAGGUAUCUUAGAGUUUUCAUUGGAAAUUGAAAAAUUAAAUUUUUAUAGUUGUAAAGAUGGCUGACAAAUAUGCAUCUGUUUUCGGUUUCGACAAAGUUGCCGAUUUUUGGCAUAACUUUAGUUCUAUAAAAAUUGAGAAUUUAGUUAUCCCAGAAAUUGUUGAUCAGAACUACGGGACAAAGGUAAGGUUUUUAUUGGUAAAAAUUAGAAAUUCAGAUUUAAGAUCUGACGAAAUUGGUCAGGUUUUUAUUUUAUUUCUUCUAGAAUUGGUCCGAUGUUGAUCAAGACCUUCUUCAUGCUUAUGACUCUACAAUUUGCAUUAGAGAUCGUCGGAAAAUUCAAACAGCUUGGUUCAAUAUGAAAAACACCUUCACAAAAGUGGUUUUCAAUAUAAAAACAAAUCAAAUCGUUGGUUAUUCAACAAUCCGAAUUGUCUCUAAAAAUAAAUUAUCAGUAGCUCCAUUUUACGCUGAGAAUCUAGAAUCUGCAAAAGUUCUCUUAGCCGCUCUUCUUCAUCAUAUUCCACUUGUCUCAUCAUAUGCGUCAAUCGGGUUUUUGCAUCCUGCAAUUAAUCAAAACGUCAUUCCGUGAGUCAUAUAGCGUUUAGAAACUUUUUGAAAAUUAAUUUUUUGUUUAACAGACUUCUCGAAUCUUUUGCCAAAACUUCUGGAGAUGUUCAAAGUGCUCCUUUCAUCAAAUCUCAAUUCACAAAAAAAUUCCUUGAUUCACCACAUGAAAAAGUGUACUCAAUUACUGAUUGUGCACACCAAUUUGUAUAA
Messenger RNA from Caenorhabditis angaria, 1932 nucleotides. Lineage: Eukaryota; Metazoa; Nematoda; Chromadorea; Rhabditida; Rhabditidae. The record is from the annotation of a GenBank genome assembly.